This is a messenger RNA of Cydia splendana, 992 nucleotides long. Its product is annotated as transmembrane protein 234 homolog. The record is from RefSeq and is a predicted model, not a curated record. The coding region runs from base 190 to 576 and encodes 128 amino acids. The transcript is spliced from 4 exons. Lineage: Eukaryota; Metazoa; Arthropoda; Insecta; Lepidoptera; Tortricidae.
CAGUUUCAUCUGUCAUAGCUUUGUUAUCUUUUACACAAGUUUAUAAUAAUGUCGAUUAACUAUUAUUAUAGUGAAUUAAUUACAGAAUGAGGACAUUAAGUGAAUGUUCUCUUAGCAGCCGCAAAUAAGUGAACCGAAACGUCUACCGUUGUCACCGUUAUCACUAAGUAAUUGCAUGACUCACUGGAUAUGUUGGACACAAUAGGUUUACUGGUGCUAACGGGUCUGCUGUGGGGGUGCACCAACCCCUUCAUCAAGCGCGGCACUAAGGGUCUGCGCGACGUGCGAGCGGGGACUUGGCCCGCACAGGCAUGGGCUGAAGUCUGCUUUCUGCUCGGGAACUGGAGGUACGUGUUGCCAUGGCUGGUGAACCAACUGGGCUCGCUGGCGUACCUGUUCGCCGUGCGUCGCGCGCCGCUCUCACUGGCGGUGCCGGCGGCCAACGGGCUGGCGUUUGCUGCCACCGCCGUCACCGGAGCCGCUGCCGGGGAUCAGCCGCUAGACAGAGGUUCGAUUCUCGGGAUAGCGCUGAUCGUGGCGGGCACGGCGCUGUGUUGCUGGGACCAGGUGGACUAGCCUCGGCUGUUGACGGGUUUUGUCACGUGAUAAAGAUGUGAUAAGACAUGCGUCUUUUCUAUCAUGUAAUGUGCAUUCCUUUGUCUGUGGAAGUAUUAAAAACAAAAUCAUUGUUUCCAUAUAAGUACUUUAUUAUAUCUCAUUUAAUUACUACGUCUAUUUAUUGCGUCUAAAUGUUUCAAUAAAUAUUGCACGUCCGUACGUAUCUUAUUUAAUUACAAAUAAAUAGGCACUGGAAAUAAUAUAUUUCGCAAAAUAUAAAAAAUAUACUUAAACACUACUUAUUACUUGCUUCGGGAGAUGUAGAAUUUGUUUCAAAUUUAAUUUAUAAUGUUAUGAUAAGAGUACACAAGUCCCGAACACAACUAUUACCUCAAUGUAUUUAAAUAAUACACCGAAUUACAAAUAUACUUUUA